Molecule: messenger RNA, 999 nt
Organism: Lathyrus sativus (Indian pea)
Lineage: Eukaryota; Viridiplantae; Streptophyta; Magnoliopsida; Fabales; Fabaceae
Source: the annotation of a GenBank genome assembly
AUGAAGGAUUUUAGUGAGUUCAUCGAAGCAUUGAAUGUGAUGGAUCUUCCGGUUUUUGGAAAUCGGUUCACAUGGCUCAAUUCUAAUGGUAAGUGCAGAAGCAGACUGGACAUAAUUUUGGUUGAUGAUCGGGCUAUUUCAUUGUUAUCCUUGAAGAAUCAAGUGGUGGGAGAUAGAGAUGUGUCCGAUCAUCGACCUGUGUGGUUGAAGUCUAACUUCUUCAAUUGGGGGCCUAAACCUUUUAGGACCUUUAACUACUGGUUCUCUCACAAGGAAUUCAUCCCUUUUGUCAUGAAAUUGUGGAACUCGUAUCUCUUCACAGGAACCUCCUGCAAUAUCCUGAUUAAAAAACUUCAAGCCCUUAAAACUGAUCUCAGGAAUUGGAACUACAUUGUUUUUGGAUGGCUAGAGCUAAAGAUUAAGGAUAAUAUUGAAAAUUUCAACAAGCUUGAGUUGGAUUCUGUUGUGGACUUAGACUCCCAAGCUGCAGAAUUGGAUAGGGAGAGGCUGCGAUACCAGGAGGAAAUGAAUCGUUUGAAUCGUUUAUCAGCUGUUAGAAUGGGAGGUAGAAUUGAGGAAGAACCUGAGGGUAUUAAGUCUGAAGCCCUGAAGUUUUUUAAGGAAAGAUAUCUGCAACUAGACUCGUCUAAGUUUAGAUGCGAGUUUGACUUGGUUGCUUGUCUUGAAGAGGAGCGCAAAUUAUUCUUGGAAGCAGACUUCAGUUCUGCUGAAGUGAGAAAGGAUGUGUUCAGUUGUGACGGUAACAAGUGCCCCGGUGUCGAUGGUUUUAAUAUUAAAUUCAUCAAAUCUUGCUGGGAUAUAGUUGGCCAGGAUUUCACGAGCUGUAUCCUAGAAUUUUUCAAGACAGGUUUUAUCCUAAAGAUGUUCGUGUCUUCUUUCAUAUCGCUGGUGCCGAAGAUUAACAACCCUCAACAUUUUGAAGAUUUCAGGCCAAUAACUCAUGUCAGCUGUGUUCUCAAUGUUAUAUCUAAAAUAUAA